Messenger RNA from Xenopus laevis (African clawed frog), 4827 nucleotides. It is a transcript of the gene stmnd1.L, whose product is annotated as stathmin domain-containing protein 1. The transcript has 5 exons. The coding region runs from base 136 to 969 and encodes 277 amino acids. The record is from RefSeq and is a predicted model, not a curated record. Lineage: Eukaryota; Metazoa; Chordata; Amphibia; Anura; Pipidae.
CUGAUGUCAUUUAUUGUAGCAACCUUCCAUGGUAACCUGGGAGUCCCUGGCUGCCAGCCAUUGUCACUAUAAGUGCAAGAGAGUGAGACAGCACUGUACUUAGGGACUUCUGAAUAGAAAAGCGGAGAACUCAGCAUGGGCUGUAAGAACUCCAGAAUCCAGGUGGUGCAACCUACAGAAGGGAGGAACAGCGGAUGGGACUCAAAAAGCAAAGUCCAGCCAGGGAGCCAGGAUGACAUUAAAGGAAACAAUAACAACAGUCACAGUGCCAGAGAUGGCUCUGCCUUUUCAAAAGGAACCAUGGAUAGUGGUUUGGGAAUUGAGGAUGAAGCAUCUGGGGCUCUUCCAGGGACAGUUACAGAGAAGUUGUCUUCUCCUAGAGGAAAACUGAACAAUGACUUGCCAUUGCUGAACAGUGCACUAGGAACUCCACGAGAAAGGCAGACUUCUUCUGAUAUUCUGGAAGAGCUUAUGAAUCAGGGCAUCAUACAGAGCCAGACCAAGGUUGUAAAGAAUGGAGAAGCUUUUGAUGUUUUGAUGGACACCCCAGGAAAACCUUUACGGAGGCCUCCAGCCAAGCUUGAAAAACUGCAAACUAUAAAAAAGAAAAACAAAAAUAUAACGAAGGAAGACAUUGAAACCAAAAUGAAGGCAGUUGAAGAAAGGCGAAAGACAAAAGAAGAGGAACUCAAGAAAAGGCUGAGAAGUGAAAGGCCAAUGACCGCAUUACAAAGCAUUAGUGAGCUAAGGGGCAGGGGCACAUUAACUCCUGAUGAAAGACAGGAAGAUGAUUCUACUGUUCCAUGUGAAACUCUAGCUGUGGAUGCAUCGGAAAAUGAAACGACUAUGGAACCAGCAAAGAAUGGGAUGGCUGAUGAAGAGGGUGAUGAAAUCGAUGCCUUGGAGUCUGACAAUACCUAUAACAAUAGUACUGAUGACAUUGAUGACACAGGGAAUAAUAGCUUCUAAAGCACACUGCUGAUAUAUUCAAAAUAUAUCAUUUUAUUAUCACAUUUUAGCAAGCAUUUGCACUAUUUAAUACAGCAGGUCUGGGAUAUGUGGUGUUGGGGCUUCCAGCAUCUUCUAAUGACUUCCAUGCUGUAGAUUUUUUUGUCUACCACUUGCACAAUGGCAGCCAGCACUUUAGCUACCAUAGAGGCAUACAUACAGCCGUUCCUAAUGGUGCUCACAUUGAUAAGUGCAUGAUCUGUUUUUAAAUAUUUUGGGGCAAAUCUGAUGUCUUUCUCAAAAAAACAUAAUUUUAGGGCAGUGGCCCAUGAUGGGGUUUGCAGACAAUGUCAAUUCUCUGGAAAAGAUAGAAAAAAAUUGCAGGAAUUGUCACUAUUUGCUUCCCAUAGUGUAUAGCAGACAUCACUGUCCUUAUGGCACACUAUUAAGUGAAAAUUUGGCCUGCCACAUUUUCAGGCAAUAGUUGCUAGUUGCAAUUUCCAUUUAUUGUAUCCAGAAUUCCGGGGCUUUUGUCACAGUUUACAGUUACCGCGUGUGACAGUCCAUAAAUGGGAAAUUCAAAAGUAUAAAAUGAAUUUGUAGAGAAGUCUAAUCUCAGGGCAUGAUUAUUAACAUUGUAAAAAAAUAUCUCCAGAGAUCUCCGGAGAUAUUGCCCAUGACAACCAAUCAGAACUUUGCUUUUGUUUUCUAAAGGUGGCCAUAAAUGCACAGAUAUUAUCAUACGAAACAAAGUUCGAUUUAUUGCCAAAACAUUGGCAAAAGACUUGGCGAUCGGUCGGCUCGUCGAUUGGCCAAGACAGAACAUUUUGACUAAUGGUCACAGGAAAAAUCGUAAUUGGUAUGUGUAUGGCCCACCUUAACUUGUAGAUUUAAAUCUAAUUGCUGAUUUAUUGCCAUGGACAACAUUUCCAAAGAUCGCCAAAGAUAUUUAUCUCUUAUCUCCAAAGUUAGUAAACAUGACUCAGAGUGCUUCUGCUGGUAAUGUUUAUUUUUUUCAUUACAUUUUUGAGGUUUUCCACAGGGAAUGUAUUCUAAGUUGAUAUCUGGAUGCUUAGGUUAGCUCUGACUAUAAAGCUAGAUUUUUAUUCAUCUUUCAGUCUGUCCACCAAAUUACUGCCUGCAAAACUUAGCAUCUGAAUAACAGAAGGACUAGCAAUUCCAAAAUGCAUAAAUUUAUCUUUACCUAUUUAUCUAGCGCCUUGAAAUAAACAAUUUUUUUUACACAGUAGGACUUAAGCUGCCGAUUUGUAGUAUUCAAACUGAUUUGACAGCUUAUCUGCCCAUGUAUGGGGCCCUCUGGCAGCCUAGACAAAUACAAGAGGUCAGGGCCGGACUGGAAGUAAAAAGCAGCCCGGGCAAAAUAAUCAAAGCAGCCCACAUGUAAAGACACUAUGUUUUGUACUCAUUCACACAUACAGUAUAUUGGGGUAAAACUGCAAAAAUGGUUAUAGGUGAUGUGCAUAAAGGGCUGCCUUUCUCGCUUAACUGUAAUUAAUGUAAAAUAUUACAGUUAUUAAUUAAUUAUUAUUAUUACAUUAUAAUACAGUAAAAUAUUAUUUAAUGGCACUACAUAAAUCUAGUGUGUCUAUAUUAACCACUUUGUUGAUUUGCCAUUUAUUAUAAGCCUUGAACAUUUUAUUUAAAAAUUACAAGGAUUCAAUAGUUCACCAUUAUAGUAUGGGGUAUAUUGCUUCUUAUAAUAUGCAAGUGAUAUGUGAUAUGCAAGUGAUACAAUCUGGACUGUUGGGGGGGGGGUGGUUUGGGGAGUUCUAGUUCAACAAGUGCUUUGUUUUUUAGUUUAACUGUUUAUUGCUAAGAAUGUUUCAUGCUGCGCAGGUACCAGACACAAUCUGGACUGUUGGGGGGGGGACUUGGUGAGUUCUAGUACAACGAGUGCUUUGUUUUUUGGUUUAAUGAUUAUUAAACCGAAAAAGAAAGCACUCGCUGAACUAGAACUCACCAAGUCCACCCCCCUCCCCAACAGUCCAGAUUGUGGCUGGUACCUGCGCAGCACGAAACAUUUUUAGCAAUAAACAGUUAAACUAAAAAACAAAGCACUUGUUGAACUAGAACUCCCUCCCCCCUCAACAGUCCAGAUUGUAACAGAUUGUGGCUAGUACCUGCGCAGCACAAAAUAUUUUAAGCAAUAAACAGUCAGUGAUCCCUCUCCCAGGCUCCCUUCCCGUGUCUAUAGCUUUAAACCUCCCCUACUGAGCAGUACCUCUUACUAGGAGCUGACAUGCCGACGGAUCACAAUGCAGAGAGGCAGGUCUAGACGAGACGAGUCACAUGACGAGCUGUGACGUCUCCUAUUCAAGUACACAGCCCAGCCAGCCCAGCGAAGCUGCGGGGAGGGGAGGGAGGGGGCGUGCUGUCACAGAGCACAGCAGCAGAGUCUCUCUCUCCUGCCCUAUUGGUGUGCCGUUUCUUUUUUUUCUUGCCUACAUUCAAGGCGACGGGAGGGGGAAACACACAACUCUGUUCAAGAGAGGCCCACUUGAACAAGAAAUAGAGCGGCCCCACGGGCAAUUGCCCGAGUUUACAGAUUGCCAGUCCGGGCCUGCAAGAGGUCCUCUGCACUCAACCCAUUAUCAAUAUAUUUAAGACAGAGACAUUUUGUGCAUACUGCUACUGAAAAAUGCCUUACCAUUUAUACAAAACAAGGAUUGUUUGUCCAUAUAUUGCAAUAUAUUUAAGCUGGCCAACUACGUCAAAGUCAUCCCAUAUCUGGCCAGUCCUACACUCAGUUUUCAUCUGAUUCAUUAAGAGUUCUAUUGCUUCAUUAUACUUUUUACAAAGGGACUAAGUUUUACCUGCAACUUACUAGCUGCUUUCAAAGUAAAACUCCCAAACUCGGCUGCCCUUUUAUUAGACACCAGUGGGAUCACCUGACUAUAGCUGGAAAGGGUAGGGGCACCAACAUGGAGUAGGUCACUGCUCCUGUAUAACUAUAACAACUAAUUUUUAAAACCAUUAGGCGGGGGUGCAAUGAGGCUGUGACCACAAAAUACAUAUAGACAAAUACAAGAGUCCUCUGCACUCAACCCAUUAUCAAUAUAUUUAAGACAGAGACAUUUUGUGCAUACUGCUAUUGAAAAAUGUCUUACCCUUUAAACAAAACAGGGAUUGUUUGUCCAUAUAUUGCAAUAUAUUUAAACUGGCCAACUACGUCAAAGUCAUCCCAUAUCUGGCCAGUCCUACGCUUAAUUUUCAUCUGAUUCAUUAGCCUCUGGCAGCCUACCCGACUGUUAUUUGCUUGUAAAUUUUGCAGAUGACGAUGGGCAGGUUGAUUUUCAUGUGUAUCAAGAAUCACAUCUGAUCUGUGCAUUGAUAUGGUCCUUGAUCUGACGGCUUAGGCUUGAGCAUGCUUUGGUGAGUGUUGUUGGGCUGAAAAGCCCUCAGACCUGCAUCUCCACAUGUAUCUCAUUAAUUUUAGUUGGAGCAGCAGGGGGCAGUGGUGGCCAAUUUUCAGCUGGCUGAAGUAGGUUAAAUGCCACCCAGCAUAAGCCUUAAUGACAUAUUCAAUAAUCACUUACAACCACUGAAUGCUUUUACUUUUCAUAUAGAAACAUUGGAACUACCUUUUUGAUGAGUGCACAGCAGUGUUGGUCUGCCUGCAGAAUUUAUAUUUUAUACAAAUAAUAAACGGAUCUAUUUUUUGUAAGAUUAUAAAGCAAUAGGUUUCGUUCCAGCAGCACCUUCUGUACAGUUUGUGAUCCUUUUAAAAAACUGUGAAUGCAUUCUAACAUCUAUUAAUGUACCACUUUCUGAGAAGCAGCGGGGCUGGGAUGGAAUAAAUAUGGAAUGAAUAUGGGCAAAUACAGGGUCAUUGCCAAAAUAAAAUCAUUUUUGCUUUCA